UGUUUUUGUUUUUUUUGCAGAUAUUUUUGUGAAAUCUUUCUGGAUUCCUCAAUGCAUGCCAAAACUUCCUGUAAAACACAGUCAGAAAUGCUGUUUUGGGGAGAGUUCUUUGAAUUCAGUAACUUGCUCAACAUAAAACAGAUUAUUUUGUAUCUGUAUCGAGAAGCAGACAAGAAGAAGAAAAAAGAUAAAAAUACUAAAAUAGGAAUUGUAACUAUUCCAGUCUGUGACCUUGGUAACAAACAGUUAGUUGAGAAAUGGUUCACUGUGAAUAGUGUUACUGUUGGCAAACAGUUGAAAGAAAACCGAGCAGAAUUACCCAUGAUUCGGGUACGGAUCAAAUACCAAUCUGUACAGAUUCUACCUCAAGAACUUUACAAAGACUUUACAGAGUAUUUAACCAGUAAUUAUGUGAGCCUGUGUGAACAUCUGGAGCCGUUGGUGAGUGUGCGGGACAAGGAAGACAUUGCUACAUGUUUAGUACAUGCCAUGCAGCACUUGAAUAAAGCAAAGAACUUCCUCUGUGAUGUGGUCAUGGCAGAAAUAUCUAGAUUAGACAAUGAACAUCUGACAUUUCGAGGCAACAGUAUUGCAACAAAGGCAAUGGAAGCCUACAUGAAAUUGGUUGGUGAAAACUAUUUACAAGUGACAUUGAGAGAAUUUGUUAUGGAGAUUAUUGAGCUGUCGGAAGACUAUGAGGUCGACCCCACCAAGCUUUCCAACAAUGCAACUCUCCAACGAAACCAAGCCAACCUAAAGAAACUCUGCGAACAAGCUUGGAAUAAAAUUUCAAAUUCUAGACGUUAUUUUCCUGGUGAACUUCGAGAAGUGUUUGCAGGUUUCCGAGAAAACUGCCGUGUAAACGAGAAGGAAGACCUUAGUGAUAACUUAAUCAGUGCAUCAAUAUUUUUGAGAUUCUUGUGUCCAGCAAUCCUUUCUCCUAGUCUUUUUAAACUGAUUCAAGAAUACCCGUCAGACAAAGCUGUCAGGACAUUAACUUUGAUAGCGAAGGCCAUUCAAAAGCUGGCUAAUUUCACACAAUUUGGUGGUAAAGAAGAAUUCAUGAUCUUCAUGAAUGAUUUUGUAGAAGAAGAAUUUGAAAAUAUGAAACAGUUUCUAAAAGAUAUUUCUAGUGAAGAUGUUGGGAAUGAAUUCCUAAAGAACCAGCAUGCUGUUAUAGAUUUUGGCAAAGAACUCUCUGUUCUACAUUCUCUUCUUAUAGAAACAUUAGAUAAAGCUAAUGAGGCUACAAUAACAAAACUGCAUCCAUUACUUGAUAUUCUCAAUGGACUCACCCAGGCCUUAAACGAUCCCAAAAUUGGGAAAAAACAACCUAACCGAAAGAGCCAGAUCUAUGACAAUUUGGCCACGACACCAAACAGCAAUCCUUCGGUGAGCUCAUUACUUCAGCUGAGCAAGUCAACUUUACACACGAACGACAACAACCACACAAUAAACAUGGAUGACAGUAUGAAUUCAGACAACGGUGGAAUCACUCAACAGACAUCAGGCACAUGGAAGCGUACUAACGAGGCAAAUAUGUGCAGUGCAUUUAACGAUAUUUCUGUGACACGAGAUAUUUCUGAUGUAUCGGUCAGCAAACACACUAAUAAUAAUAAAGACUCGUUAAAACAAUGGUGGAACGAUAUUCUAACGACAGCCGAAGCUGUUAAUGGUUAUGAUAACAGAAUUAGUUACAUUGAUGACACAGGCGAUGCUCCGUACGAGACGGCGCUUGCAGACAAAACCAACUCAGAUCUUCAACAUCGUAGCCAUACCAGUAAUUCUCUUGCAGCAUCUUCCCAACGAUCUACUAGUCAAAAUUCUUUCAUGUCCUCUUCAGGUUAUCAACCGACGGUGUAUAGCCCGUCAACCUUGUCCAUGGAACUACCACUGGCACCUCAAGAACAAUUCAGCGGCUCAACGUUACCUGCUCAGUUUUCUAGUUUGAGUUCCACAUCAUUUGCUACUCAACAUUCCUCCAUCCAGCAGCCACUAUCUUUUUCCAAUCCCUUGUAUAAACACCAACGGAAUUCUCAAUCUGUAAUGCCAUCUUCUUCGAUAUCCCUUUCAGGAAAUGCAUUGUCUACAAUGGAAGGUGCUGGCGCUGCGAGUGGUGCUUCAUCUCCAAUGGUGCACAGUAGCUUGAAGAUUCCUCAGACCUCAAGUUCAAGUUCCUUAAGUAGUACGGAUGACUCAAGCACAUUACCAUUUGUCAGUGUAAACACGCAAGUGCACCAGACUCGCAGCCCAAUGCGGAAUCUACCAAUUACGGCAAUAACGACUUUAGAUUCCGCUCGCAAAAUAACGGAUCCCAUUCAAAAAUUCUCUCAGCUCUCUAGUUCUAGCUCAAGUAGUGAGUCACUUUGUGAUCGACGUAACUUAGUACACUCCACCCCCAUGCAAACAGACAUUGAUAAUUUACAGCAUGGCCCCGCCUUGCAGCGGAUUAACCCUUUAUAUGGACACUGCAGCCCAAAACCGAGCCUAAAGUCAGUCACUUUACGCUCGCACAACCAACCAGGAAACAGCCCGUUGAACACUUCAUGUGAAUUGCCUCAAGGUGUUGAGAUGAAGUUUUCUGGGGCUCGAUACGAAGACCCGUCGAGGUCUUUAAACGAUAGAGACGCUAGUGUUAUACAUUGUAACACUUUGCCAAAACGAGCUGAGAAGGAUCGUCACUUGGCAACAUCAUCUGUUUCGGAUGAAUUCUCUGUUUAUAAACCUGGCACUCGGCUCUCACUGGCUCAGCAGCACUCUCUCCACAGUGGCACCCAAACGGUACAACACAGGAAGUCUGAGCCAGUGAAAACCAGGGAAGAGACUGACAUUGAUGGUUCAGAAUCAGACCCUGAGUACGAGAAAGAAGUUUCUACGUUGAAGAAGCAGUUACUGGAGACGCAAUCCCGUCUUCAUGAAGCUGAACGUAUGCUAUUCACCCAAGAAUCGGGUACGCAACAGAUGAUGCAGGAUUGGCAACAACGUUUAGAGGAGAGUGAGGAACGAAUGCGCAAACAGCAGGCUGAGAAAGACGACCAAAUUAAGACUGUCAUAGAGCGGUAUGUCAUAGCUUACUCGUCCCAUUGACCCUAACCCCCAAUCAUCUGUUCUCCUUCAUUAUAAAAGGACUUUCUAUUUAGUUGCUCCUUAGGAAAAAAAAGGAAACCAAAAAAAAAAAGAAAUAU
Molecule: messenger RNA, 3185 nt
Organism: Octopus bimaculoides (California two-spot octopus)
Lineage: Eukaryota; Metazoa; Mollusca; Cephalopoda; Octopoda; Octopodidae
Product: ras GTPase-activating protein nGAP
Biological process (GO): regulation of GTPase activity
Source: RefSeq, a predicted model, not a curated record